Phytophthora sojae is the source of this 480-nucleotide messenger RNA. RefSeq lists its product as hypothetical. The coding region runs from base 1 to 480 and encodes 159 amino acids. The transcript has 3 exons. NCBI's taxonomy places the organism in Eukaryota, Oomycota, Peronosporomycetes, Peronosporales, Peronosporaceae. The record is from RefSeq and is a predicted model, not a curated record.
AUGAAGAGACUCGCCGCUAGCUGCUGCUACUGCUGCUGCUCCUGCAGGAGCUGCAGACGAUGUUGCUACGGCAAGGAGCGCUGGCAGCCCGUGACCGGCUUCCUCGUGGUCGCGUGCGACCUGCUGAGCCGCCUCCUGUCGCUGCCCGACCUGGACGCCAACACGGACUUCUGCCUGCAACAGGUGAUCCUGACCAGCGCGAGUGACGUGCCGAACAAGUGCAGCAAGCGGAGCGAGACAAUUAGUGCCAGGAAUCGGGUCGCGUCGGGCGCCAACCCGCGUGCAGAAGUUCUCCCAGGAGCCGUGAAGCAAGAUCAUGGGAAACCAGUGGUGGCCAGGUACGCCAACGAGGUCAGCAACUACUACGUGGACAUGAACUACCACGGCGUGCUUGGGCGAGCAUGUCAGGUCGGCGCCGAGCUGAAAAUGCAGGUGGACUCGAGUCGGGUCACCCGACGGCUCACACGGGGUGCCCCAUGA